This is a messenger RNA of Cuculus canorus (common cuckoo), 5565 nucleotides long. RefSeq names its product yippee like 2 (gene YPEL2). Lineage: Eukaryota; Metazoa; Chordata; Aves; Cuculiformes; Cuculidae. The record is from RefSeq and is a predicted model, not a curated record. The coding region runs from base 399 to 1025 and encodes 208 amino acids. The transcript is spliced from 6 exons.
CGCUCGGGGCCGGGCAGGCUGCGCUCGGCGCCUAUAAGGGGAGGGCGCUGCGGGGCUGCCUGGUGCGGGACGGCCGCUGGCGGGGCGCUGGGGACGCGGUGCAGGAGGUUUACCGGAGUGAAUCCGUCUCUGUGGUUUUUCUGGUCUAUGUCUUGAAAUACAGAAAGAGGAAGGCUGAUCAGCGUCCUUCACUUGCAGACGACAGCUAACCGAGACGCAGGAUGGUCCACCUGCCUUCCCAGCGCUGCCUUCCUCAGCCCUACUACGUGCUCCCAAUAAGGAUUUCCCGCUAAUGCGUUUACGGUUACUUAAAGCUUUUGCUGGGUAGCACAGAGAGGCCUUCGCUGAGUUAGGUGGUUGUAAACAAGCAGAUACUGAGAGAGCUCUGCUUGUAAUCCAUGAGAGGAUUCUGCCUGGAGAGGAUGUGUUCUGUGACUUCAUUCUUGCAGAGCACUCCCAUUGAUUCCGUGUUUGUGUCAAGUCCCCCGUUCCCUCUGCCCGAAUCUCUUCCUCUGAAGCGGUCACCAGCGUGUGGAGCCUGCCCCACACCCAUCACCUGCCAAACCACGGCCUUUACCUGUGUCUUCCGGUGUUUCCCGUGCGACCCGUCCUGCGGGAGUGCCUCCUGGGCCACCCCAGAGUUCACGCAGCGCUCAGUGGCUCCAAUGGUGAAGAUGACAAGGUCCAAGACUUUCCAGGCAUAUCUGCCUUCGUGCCACAGGACCUACAGCUGCAUUCACUGCAGGGCUCAUCUCGCCAACCACGAUGAGCUCAUUUCCAAGUCCUUCCAAGGAAGCCAAGGACGAGCAUACCUCUUCAACUCAGUAGUUAAUGUGGGUUGUGGCCCUGCGGAGGAGCGGGUGUUAUUAACAGGAUUACAUGCGGUUGCAGAUAUUUACUGUGAAAACUGCAAAACCACACUGGGUUGGAAAUAUGAACACGCUUUUGAAAGCAGCCAGAAGUAUAAAGAAGGCAAAUACAUCAUUGAACUAGCUCACAUGAUCAAGGAUAAUGGCUGGGAUUGAACGGCAAGAGCCCAGCCCUACUAGCGUGUAAGAGAAUGCCAUCCAACCGAACAUUAUAUCCAAGAGUGAGAGAGUGACUGAACGCUUGGUUCCAUGCAUUUAGAGGCUCUGCAAUUUGGGAGCAUCUUCACACCCUUCUCCAUCUUUAUUGGUGACUGGCCUCUAAAUUUCUGUCUCUCUGUCUCUUUGCUUUGUAUCUGUUUGUGAGUUGACCCUGGCUGCUUCUCUCUCUGUUCUGGCGUUGGCUAAGAGAAUGCACCGAAUGCCCGACAGCCAUUCCAUGUUGCCGAAUGUUUAAGUACAAUCUGAAGUUGGCUCUGUGGUGGCAUUUUAUCAGAAGGUCUCGGUGCGGGAGGAAGACCCGAGUUUUGGGCAGGAGAAGGUGAUAGGGGGUGGGGAGUGGGCCCAAAGGGAGGUCAUCAGAAGUUGAAACUGUACUUCUCCUUAAAGUCCUGGUUAACCAAGGCUUGAAACUAUCUACUUGUCUAAAUGGACAGAAAAAUACCUCACGGCUGCGUUCUCUCCGAAUCGUAAAACCGCUGCUCCAUCUGUGGAGCUUCAGUCUAAGCCGGCUGAGCACAAGUUGUAACCAAUUCCCCCCGCAAGCUAAUCGCAGUUCUGUGUUUUGUUUGCCGUUUAUGAACUUGUUGUAUGGGGGCGAGGGGAGAAAACCUGAAGGCUGGAGAGAUUCCCUGCCUCUCCUUUUUCUCGCUGUUUCAGGGUAGGUAGGCCAAACAUCCCAACAGAACACAGCUGUGGGGAGCAUCCUUACAGCUGGAGAAACCAAAUCCUGACUCUUGAGCCCUUCAGAGAGGAGGAGAAAACUGCUUAAGGCACAGGGGGUUGGAGCUUCAGCUUAGAAGAUGUGACGCGAGGAAAUAAAAAGCACGUGCUAGGUGAGAAAGAGGAAAUUACAUAGAGGAGGAUGGGGGCAAACUUAGUAAAGCAGGGUACCCCUUGAUUUCCCGGCCUCCACUGAGCGUCCUUGGGGAUCUUUUACCAAUCCUUCACAAGUGCAAGUACGACAGUGCUGUUACAGAAUCUUUUUCUUCAAUCCCAAGCCCCGGCCGUCGGCUCCGCUCUUGGAGCCUGACAGAGGAACGGUGCAAGAGUGGGGAGAGGAGGGGGCAGAGGAGCCUGCUGGUUGUAGCAGUGUUGCACAGGUGGAUAUUUCAAGCCAUGAGGUAUCCUCCCCAAAACCUUCCCUCCCUUUUCCGACUCCCAGAAGCCUGUUGCAGGCACGGGAGGAUGGUAAAGAAAAAAAGAAACUAAACAUCUUCCCCCUACCCCUGAAAUUGUCCAUGCUUUGGAGUUUAAACCACGGGGUUAGGUGUGAGCAUCAUAACUGCAAGGGACAAGUCCUUCCCAUUUUAUUUUUUUUCAUUUUAAUUAGUGUGGCCCUUCCCAAGGUGGUUGGUGGGGAAGGGGCGUCAUGUGUGAGAGGGGGGCUGUGUUAGACACAAAUGACAAUGUGAAGUUUGCUCUGCAACAGUCCAGCCAGUAUCUGGUGCAUAACUCAAGACUAUUUAACUGAAUUAGUUUUAUCUCUCUGAGUGAAUUUUAUUUUUGUUUGUGGAAUUCUUUCAAGUAGGUUAAUCCACUGGGGGAAAUCUUUCUUAAUCCAGAAGGAAAGAGUAUUGUGCAGGGGUUUGUAACUCCUUACGAAGCCGAAGCUUUGGAGCUGUAAUCUGUUGUUGCUUGCCUCCACCCCCAAGGUGCUCUCAGUUCACUGUGGGAAUCGGGACAGAGAGAUGUGGUGAGAGCGUAAUUUGCUGUUAAAUGGAGGGAAUGUGAGCAGAGACGCUAAUUAUGGAUCAGAAUGGACCUUACAUGUUGGGUCCUUGUGCUGAAACCCAAACCUGAUGGCCUGCCUAAGCAAAGGCUGGUUUUUAGUGUUGAACCACUGUCCUGUACAACCUUGGAGAGAGAAGUGAGGUGGAGGCUGGUUGCAGCUCCUGCAGUGGGUGGAGGUGGCUCUGUUUGUCCGUAGCCUGUGAAGAGGUGGCUUCUGCCUUCACCCUUUCUGCUGCGGAUGUGUAACAAUGGCUUCGGCUUUCAUUUCUGACCAUCUCUGCUUCCAUCAUCCACGUUCUCUUCAAUGAUAAAAAUCUAAUAGAAAUCAAAACCUGUGCAGUGCCCACUGUCUCGUUGACUUUGGCGCUGGUCUGGUCCCAUUUUGUUGUCCUUUGGUUGGUGAUCCAUGACAGUGUUUUGAGGUUUGACUAGUGGGAAGUAAUCUCUGUUCUUUUGAGAGCUCUUCAGGUUCCCCAGAUACGUAGCUUUUUAGGGCAUCUGGCUGGAGCUGGGAGAAGUAACGGAUCACCCCAGAUCGUUUGUAUGAGGCUGAGAAAAAGAACACAGAUGAACUCAUGGGUUUGUGUUGGUAUUUAGAGUGAUCGCCUAUAAAAAAAGCGAUAUAAAAGGUAGACCUGUCUAGAGAACUGCUCCAAGAAAUGGGAGCAGUUCUUACAGAGACCCACCGGAUGUAGGUGAAUUUUAUCCGUACAUUUGGGACAGGAGAGGACAAUGAUCCAUCAGUCCAGGCUGUUUUUAACCGUUCACGGGGGUUGUGCUUGUAAUGGCAACCAGUCUAAGCUUGAAUACGGCAAGAUCUUAAUCUGGUUUUAAUUGGUUUUGUCCUGUCAGCAUCCACAGAUCUAUUCUUGCUGAGAAUCUGGCCUCAAGCCCUGGUACAAAAAAAAAUCUGUGUGCCUGUCAACAUCUCCAACACCCAGAGAAUUAUCAAUAGAGUGACCGUAAUAGAUUGUACAGGGAAAUAAGGAAAGAUGGGUUUGUGAGGCUCUUUGGGAACAUCCCCAACACCCAGAGAAUUAUCAAUAGAGUGACCGUAAUAGAUUGUACGGGGAAAUGAGGAAAGAUGGGCUUGUGAGGCUCGUUGGCGUUUGUUCUCUGCUCUUUGUCCAUUAAAUAUGAAGUGCUUCUCAGUCCGCUGCUAACUCAUCAGGGACGUACUGUAUGAAGACACAUGACAGGAUUUGGAGCCUGUACCGGACAGGGUGAUCCGAGCUGUACGCCGGCAGCUUCCGCAGUCAUCGCAGGCUGAUUUGAUGACUCGCAGAGUGAUGUAUUCAGAGCAUAACCAAAGAACCUCCCUGUCGGCAUCCCUCCGGUCGCGGGGCUUGACUGUAGCUGGUUCACUACUGACCAGGGCGAGCAGGGUAGGAUUGUUGUUUCUGAGCUGGAGAUGCAGCACGUGGAAACGGCCUUCUCGGGCAGCAAUGCCCAAACGCAGAGCACCGAGUGGUGCUGCUUUCCAUGGGUGAUGUCUUCAAGAAAACAAGAACGGCAGCGAGUUUUGCUCUUUUCUUUCUGUGGCAGCCUCGUCUCUGAUGAGCUGCGCCCACCCUGGAGUUUACAUCGCUCCCGUCAACCCCAAAGCUCAGACUUGUGUAAAUUGUUUUGCUCUGGUGGCUUAUCUGGUGUGAAAUCCUGAUCCCUGUAAUAAAUAUUCAGAUGAUAAUAUAUACAAAGCAGAAAAAAACCACCUUAUCUUGUGAAAUAUACUUUUGUAAAUAAUAUUUAAUUUUUUUAAAAAGAAUAAUAUAUUUGGUGCUGUUUUCUCAAAGCCCCUCCCUGAGAGCACUUUUUUGUUGUUUAUAAAUGAUACUGUUUCCUUCUGUAUUUGUUGGAUAAUAUGUUUAAAGGGAAACAAAAAUCAUAAUAUACGUUGUCCUUUUAAGUCGAUCCAUUUUUCCUCUGGAUGUGGCAGGAGACGGGAGUCGCUCCUGCUUCCAUCUGGCAGAAUUGGUCUCCGGUGCAGGCAGUGGCCGGGUUAGGUCCAGGCAGGUGUGGGGUGGGAGAUAGAUCCAGGCACUCGGGGAUGCUCCGGUGUCUGGAUUUUCCUGUGGAACACCCUCGCUUGGUGUUGGAGGUCCCGUCUGGGUCCUGAGCCCUGUGCCGGCUGGCGCUGCCGUGGUGAGUCCCGCCUACGCUGGCCGGGCUCCGCUGGGCACGAGGAGAUCUGGUUUGUAGGAUCUGGGCCUGAAUUUUUCUCUUGCACCAGUAUUGGCUGGAGUGGAGUAGAUGUCGAGACCUAGAAAACAGGAUUGAGCAUAGGCUGCACCCUCUGACUCGCUGUUUCCAGUUGCCUGCGGGCAACAGGGGGAGAGGGUAGAGAUUUUGAACUCAUCGUUUUUAAACUAAAACAUCAGUCUUUGGACAUGGAUCCUGGUUUUCUUCUGGGGUUUGUCUGUUUGUUGUUUGUUUGUUUGUUUUUAAACCAGGCUGCUACGUAACAAAUCAGAGUAAAAGUUUACCUCUCUGGUAGUAAAGUUCUUUUUUUUUUUUGUUUUGUUUUCCCUUCUGUCUUUAAUCUCGCCCCUUCUCCCUCUUCUUUGUUUUUAAUUCGUUGGGUCUCUUGUUUAUCCCAAAGUGGACCAACAGCACAAACCACUGGACUGUGUUUUGCUGAGCUGUUUUCAGUGCUGAAGAACUGUUGCACGCUCUAAUUCUCUGGGUUUGGUGCACACGAUUUAAAAAUAUACAGGAAAAAAAAAACAACCCAACCCUACGAAUGAAA